UAAGAGAUAUUCUACAAGUUACACUUGUCCUCGUCACAGAUUCAUCAACGCCAUAAAAAAAUUAGGACUGGACAAAAUGGAAACAGGGAAGGUGGUAGUGGAAAGAGUGCGAGGAAAGUCUACGGUCACUCGUUGCUUCGCGAAGUAUCCUCUCAAAUUCAUCAUCCCAAAGAAGGUGGGUUCAUCCCAAACGGAUGCUGUUUGGAUUUACACCAUUACCUAUGGAGGAGGCAUUGUCUCAGGAGACUGUAUAUCAUGUCUUAUUACAGUGGGAGAUGGUUGUACAACAGUUUUGACUACACAGGCCUCUACCAAGGUGUAUAAGUCUGUGGAGUCGAAGUGCUCUGAGCAACUCUUGGAGUAGGCAAAAGUAGGAAGCAGUUCUCUGUUGGCUGUAAUUCCGGAUCCAGUUACAUGUUUUUCCACUGCAAAGUAUUCUCAGAGGCAAGUUUUCAGAAUGUCACUAGACUCAAACUUGCUGCUGGUUGACUGGAUAACUAGUGGCCGGCAUGAACGAGGAGAAAAAUGGGUUUUUGAUCUUUACAAGAGCACAAACCACAUAUUUUUAGAUGAUAACGAGCCUUUGUUCCUCGAUUCGUUAAUGCUUGAGAAAGGCAUCAGCAGUAUUGCCGAGCGUAUGGGAGGCUACCAAGUUUUUGCAAUGCUCAUACUUGUGGGUCCAAAGUUGGAACAUGUCCAAAAACAAAUCCAAGAAGAUGUGAAGAGAAUGAUGUCUCAAAUGUUACGUUUUCCUUCAUUUGGGUCAGGACAGUGUGCAAAUAACCAAAGUUGGGCAAAACCGACUUUUGUUGCUUCCUGCAGUGUAUUUGGUCCAAAGGGAAUAGGUGUUGUGACUAGGAUAGCUGCUGAAACAACCGAAUCAGUUUACAAUUUCCUAGGUACUCAACUCUCAAGCUUGAAGCCAUUGCUUGGUGUCUCACCAUAUUGCUGAUUCACCAUUAAGUUGCAAGACAAGAUUUUCAGAUUUUAGUAUUUUUGCUUCAUUUAUGUAGAACUCAUUUCUGAACAUUUUGAAGCCUACUUCUUUCAAUAGACAGAGAAUAGACAUUUUGAGUAUAUGAAUCAUGAAUCUCUGCCUUGUAAGAUGCGGAGAAAAGAACUUCUAAUGCUUAUUUGUAUAUAAUAAUACUGUACCAUGGUUGUCAUACUAUUGAGGUAGUAUCCCGUUCUGACCCUUGUAACUUUUGUAAUAUGUUGUUUUUUGUAAUUCCAGAAGUUUCCACACUUUCCCUUUUAAUUUCAAUAAUACAAUUUUACUUUAUUAUUCC
Cuscuta epithymum is the source of this 1289-nucleotide messenger RNA. The record is from the annotation of a GenBank genome assembly. NCBI's taxonomy places the organism in Eukaryota, Viridiplantae, Streptophyta, Magnoliopsida, Solanales, Convolvulaceae.